Molecule: messenger RNA, 1242 nt
Organism: Debaryomyces hansenii CBS767
Lineage: Eukaryota; Fungi; Ascomycota; Pichiomycetes; Serinales; Debaryomycetaceae
Exons: 1
Coding region: 1-1242 (413 amino acids)
Source: RefSeq, a predicted model, not a curated record
AUGGAUGCGGCCAACUGUGGACCAUCCAACGCGCUACAAAAUUUAUCGAAGCAUACCCAAAGGGACAAUACAUUACAGAAUGAGAUUAUUAGAAAUCAACCCCAACAGGGAAAUGGAUUCAGAAACCAAGCAAUAGUGGACCAGAGACUAAACCAAGACUUCCAGCAGUUUAGUAAUGGGCAGGCAUUUAAUCAGUAUCAGCCAGAGCCUGUUCAUCAACAAUUUCAUCAGCAUCAUCGCCAGCAUAACCAGGCUCAGCAUAGUCAGCAUCACCCUCAACAAGGAUGGGUACAAGAUUUUUCAAAAAUGAGUAUAAAUCAACAGCCAAGACACCAGGCUGGGAAUAUACAGAAUGGAAAGGUACAGAAUGAUUGGCACCAGCAGUUUAUGAACCAGACAUCACAACAUCCAGCACAGAAUAACGUAGCAUAUCAACCACAGCAUCAGAUGGGGGGAUUCCGGAUGAACAUGAGGACAAAUUUAUCGAAUUCGUUAUACCAGACUAGAGGAAAUGUACCUGAGCAUAAAGAGAUGCAUAAGAUGGAAGAAGAGAACCAGAUUUUCGAUGCGCAGUUCGACCAGAUGGAGAGAGAAUUACAGCACGAGAAUAUGAGCAACGAGCAGACGGCAGAAGUGCAAAUGGAUGGAAAUGAGUUCGAAAAGGAACAGUUUGCCAAAACGGCAAAACAGGUGCAAGAGUCGAUGCUUAAAGGCGAAAACGCCGAAACGAAUGCUAAAUUCCAAAACUCGAAUUUCUUGAAGCUAAUGAGCUCAAUUUCGAAUCGAUCAGUGGAAUUGUCGGCCGAAGGAGACAAGUUGGUGAGUAAACAAUCAGGCGAAGACAUCAGGGAUAACCCCGAAGUUGUCACGUCGCAGACACCGACCCCAGUGCCAGUAUCGCAGUACGACCAAUACACAAACCAUAUCCCCAUGUCGCAAGACGACAUGCCCACCCAGGAGCCACAAACACUGCACUUGCCCGACCCGUUAGCACACAUUAAAAAAGGUUCGAUUGAAGGAGAUGUGAGUCCAUUCCAGGCAGCGCAGAUUGUGACUGGGAACCAGGUCAAGACAUCUGAUUGGAUGGAAGAUGAUGAUUGGCUUGACAUGACGGAGGACGCACCCUUCCCGGUGAUGGGAGGCCCUCAAAGAAUGCCACCUAAACAUCCUAGAAAUAAUAUCAUGUCGGACGAAUGGCAAGAAGUAUACGACGACUACAAGCACGAUGACGAUUUUAAUUAA